This is a messenger RNA of Tachysurus fulvidraco (yellow catfish), 552 nucleotides long. Its product is annotated as regakine-1-like. Gene Ontology annotation, biological process: immune response. Lineage: Eukaryota; Metazoa; Chordata; Actinopteri; Siluriformes; Bagridae. Gene Ontology annotation, cellular component: extracellular region. The transcript is spliced from 3 exons. The coding region runs from base 35 to 298 and encodes 87 amino acids. Gene Ontology annotation, molecular function: chemokine activity. The record is from RefSeq and is a predicted model, not a curated record.
AUCAGAGCAUCACUCACCUGCUGAGAACAUCAACAUGAAUCGUGUGUUUCUGGUCCUGGGCUUCGUCCUGAUCAUGGCGCUCUACUCAGAUGCUAACUUAGAAGCUAUGAAAGUUAUGGGAGAAGUCGAGCCUUGCUGUUUCAGCUACUUCAUUGGAAAAAUUCCUCCCAAACAAAUCCUGCAGGUUAAUCCGACAGGCUCACACUGUCCACAGAAAGGUUUCAUUGUUACUACUCCUAAAUAUCCCAAUCUGUGUGUUCGUGAAGUCAUCAUCAAUGGACAACGCGUUACACCUUAAGGCUGCAGCUCAAAUCACACUGCAACAAACAGAUACAUUAACACACACACACUCACACACACACACACACACACACACACACACACACACACACACAUGAAUGCACGCAUGCACACAAUCACACACAUACACAAAGAAACACACACUUAUUUACUAAAGUUUAAGCUUAGCCAUUUCUUCACCACAUUUGUCAACCAUUUAUUAUGAUGCUUAAUGUUGUUAUUGUUGCUUAAUGCAGUGCAGAUUCAAAUAAA